AUGGCAGACCAGGAUGAACUUGAGGCGGAGAGGCACGACCUGUUAGAAGAUGAAGAUGCUGAAGAGAAGAUCCCGAGCAGCGGUGGAGUGACGCCGACCGAUAGGACAACUUCUCAUCCAUUCAAGAAAUGGAUCGAGAGCUUUCGAGGACGGAAACAUGACUCUCCUGUAUUCCAACAGCGACACGUCGAUGGCUGGUCUGAACGUUCAUCUCAAGGCUCACAAGGUUCACAAGACUCACAAGACUCACAAGCGUCACAAAGCCAACAAUCGGGCAUAUCCGACACAUCGCAGCUCGGAAGCCUGAGCACGGCCACGGACAGUAUUAGAAGCCGAAGCAUUCUAAGAACCAGAACAACUAUACGGAGUGGGACAACUCAGAGUAUACCGUCUGAAGUACGUGGCUCUGGCGACAGCUCCCGGCCAAGCUCAAUUCAACGGAUCGAUGAGGCAGCGGAAAUACGCGCCACCAAACGGCGUCAUAUCCUGCAAGAGCUUGUUAACACUGAGACUGACUAUGUGUCUGGUUUGAAGGCUUUAAUCGGAGUCCUCAACAUCUUCAGCACGAGGCGCGAGAUCUAUGAGAAUAUUCAGGAGAUCCUCGGAAUUCAUGAACGCUUUCUGGUUCGGCUCCAGGCGGUCUCUCCUAUGUCAUCGAUUCAGGCUCAACAAGCAGGUGCUUUCGACCUCACACCCUGGGGAAUUACGAAGCGAAUUGGUUCGCUUGAUCUGGGUAGCUUAAGGGGACUCCAACAAAGAUCAAUGAGAACUCGAACACUCAAGGCAUCGAUCAACAAGCGCCUCCAAGCACUCUCAGCCGAGCCAAAAGAGGCGCUAGCAGUUGCACGUGAACUGGAAGAAUUAUCAUUUUCCUUCUCUGCGUAUGAGCAGUUCUGCAACAACUAUGAACUCUUGACGCAGGAUGUUGCUCUCCUGCGCCGAUCGGUUGCCAAUUGGACGAUAUAUGAUCAGGGAAUCGAGGCAUUGUCCAAAUCAGUGGCAUCUACAGCGCGACGCAGACAGGAGGAUCAUAAAUCGAUGACCUUGAACGAUUUGCUUAUUAAGCCAAUCCAACGUCUUUGUAGAUACCCUCUUAUGCUGCAGGAUUUGCUCAGAGCUACCCCCGUCAGUGACUGCCCGUCUGGUCACGAUUCCAUGCAGCAAAUUUUGGAUCAGAUGAGGGUACUAGUAACGCGAAUCAACUCGGCAAAUGGAAAUCCCAUCAACAAAGAUCGCAUUCACAAGACAAUUGCGCUGCAACGCAGAGUGGACAUCCCUCAAUCGCACGCCCUUCAGAGUAUAUACAGAGACCUAGGCCCUAUGGUCCUCUGCGGUGUCCUCCAUGUCACAUAUCAAACUGAGGAAACAACCAACGGCGAAUUCAUGGUCUGUGUGCUUUUUCAUCACUACUUUCUUGUCGCCAAAGGAGUCGAUGACUUGCAUCGCCUGGAAGCAGUGGCAUGUAUCUAUCUAGACAGCCUCAAGAUAGACACGGUUCAAAAUGGACGAGGACUAUUUUGCUACGGAUGCAUAUUCUCAUGGAAGCUCCUGUUCCGGAAUCAAGAAGAAAACUACGAAUUUGUCCUCAGUGCAUCCUCUGCUGCGGAGGAAAAGCAAUGGAAUACUGAAAUUCUCAAAGUUUCCGCCGCCUUGGUCGAAAAGGCCCACAGGUCAUGGGAGCCGGGAAAACAUUCAUUCUUGUCUCUCCGUCUGGCACCUCUGGACCGAAUCCAAUAUACAGUAUCUUCUAUGGCUCGGAGAUCAUCGAUGGAUUCAGUGACAUUUGCACGCAGAUCUCGCGUCCAACAUGUAGUCAUUAGGAAAACGCACUUCCCGCGUCAAGUCGAAGAGCCGAUCGUACAGGCCCAAGGCGAGAUUGAAAGGCUCAAGACGCCCGCCGACCGCUCUGCGUUGGUAUUGACUGCCCGUCGAAUUGACCGAAUUCGGUUGGAGCGAUUGAUCUCAGAUGUCUAUACAGGAGAUCUGCUUCCCAUGCCAGGAAUGGUUCUCGGACGGGGUGACCUCUUCCGACGCCCUUCAAUCAUGAGGCGACUGAGUCUUCGCCCGGGCUUCACCAAACGAUCGAGCUCUGUCAGUACAUUUCACUCAAGAUCAGAAUCAGGCGAUGUUCUCCCCAGCGAAGAUAAGGAUGGGGAAGGCAAGUAUACGGCAGGCAGCAGUGAGGCAGGCGACGACAAGACAGUGGAGUUUGAGCUGCCUCGAACACCAACCACACCCCGGCGUUCGAAAACGUUUCUUUUCAAAGGUUCACCUAAGAAGCCUACGUCGACAGUUUCCUCGCCUCGCAGUGAGACUCGAUAUAGCCAGGACGGGACUUCCGAGUCAACUCCAUCUCCCAAGAGGUGGUCGUCUCCUAUGAGUCUGUUUAGUACCUUGUCGCCUAAGAAGAUAAAGAAGAACCGCUCCCAGGCUGAGUGA
Messenger RNA from Penicillium bovifimosum, 2439 nucleotides. RefSeq names its product putative Rho guanyl nucleotide exchange factor. Gene Ontology annotation, biological process: intracellular signal transduction. Bases 1 to 2439 code for a protein of 812 amino acids. The record is from RefSeq and is a predicted model, not a curated record. The transcript has 6 exons. Gene Ontology annotation, molecular function: guanyl-nucleotide exchange factor activity. Lineage: Eukaryota; Fungi; Ascomycota; Eurotiomycetes; Eurotiales; Aspergillaceae.